AUGAGAUUUUCUGAGUUGGUUAACAAGAGUAGGAUCUAUGAUGAGGAUAGCCGCGAGAGUGUUGCUCAUUACAAGUCCUUGCAUGAUAAGAAAGGAAAAGAGGAAUCCCGAGGGAAGCUGUAUGAUGGUAAGAAGAAAGCUAGUGAUGGCAAGAAGUCGAGUGGGGGAGGAUCUCACACUCCUGUCAAGUGCUUCAGAUGUGGUGUUGAGGGACUUCGUGCUCCCGAGUGUCCUAAGGGCGAUGUGAUUUGUUUCAAGUGUGGCAAGAAAGGUCACAAGUCUUUUGGUUACAGAGUUGGUUCAAAUGUGACUUGUUACAACUGUGGUGAGCAAGGGCACAUUAGUACCAAGUGCAACAAGCCAAAGAAGGAGCAAGCCAAAGGGAAAGUGUUUGCAUUGUCCGAUGAUGAUACUUCUGCUGAGGAGAGAUUGAUUCGAGGUACAUGCUUUAUUAAUAAUAUUCCUUUGAUUGCUAUUAUUGAUACUGGUGUGAUGCAUUCUUUUAUUUCUAUGGAUUGUGCUAAGAGAUUGAAUCUUUAA
This is a messenger RNA of Lathyrus oleraceus (garden pea), 540 nucleotides long. RefSeq names its product serine/arginine-rich splicing factor RS2Z32-like. Gene Ontology annotation, molecular function: zinc ion binding; nucleic acid binding. The transcript has a single exon. The record is from RefSeq and is a predicted model, not a curated record. The coding region runs from base 1 to 540 and encodes 179 amino acids. Lineage: Eukaryota; Viridiplantae; Streptophyta; Magnoliopsida; Fabales; Fabaceae.